Molecule: messenger RNA, 278 nt
Organism: Neurospora tetrasperma FGSC 2508
Lineage: Eukaryota; Fungi; Ascomycota; Sordariomycetes; Sordariales; Sordariaceae
Exons: 1
Coding region: 32-214 (60 amino acids)
Source: RefSeq, a predicted model, not a curated record
GUGUAGGUAAGGAAAGAGAAGGGUCGAUAAGAUGAGUGAACCAGCUAUCUCUCAGCGAGGAGUGAGUGUCUGCGAGCAACCUUUGGUACAUGUAGAGUUGUCUCUUUCUAUGGUUUAUGAAGUUCUUGUUCGACGCAGGCAACGCAACAAGACCCAGUCCCAGUUCUGGAUGCCUCUGGGAUAUGCUCCGAUCAUCAACCGAGUUGUUACCUAGGUCUGCUCCCACCUGCCUCCUUGUCGGACUGCGGACGGAUAGAACGCACGGAAGCGUUGCCGGA